ACCCGAAUAAACAUUCACCCAACCCAUCCCCGAAUUUCGCAUCUCUCUCUCUAACAAAGGGCAUCUCAUCGUAGCUCAGACGGAGCCGAUUCGCCGGCAGCCGCUGCCGUUCACCUCCUACAGAUAUACAUAUCCUCGUUUUGAAUUUUCUCCGACUUUUUCUAUUUAUCGACACUCGAUAUCGAGCUUCUCUAAUUUUUAUGGCUUCCGAUGACGAAGAUGCGAGUCUCGUUCAUUUCCUCGAAUCCGAAGUCCUAUCUGGGCUCUCCGAAAUGGAAGAGGAAGAAAGAGACAUGAAGAGACCGCGUGCUGAGGAGGGGCAACUAAGUGAACAAGAAGAGAAGGAGCAGCAGGAAGCCAAGAAAAUAAGAAUCGAUGAGGGUGAAAUUAGUGAUGAAGAACUUUCAAGGGUGCUACGGUCAUCGUCCUCAUCAUCACUGUCAUCUGUUGAGCUGGAAGCUGAAGUAAAAACUGCAUCUUCACCUCCAAAAGGAAGUGAGACUGUCAUAUCUGGCAAUAGCAGUCGUGGGAGGCAUGUCAUGGAAAGCAAACCUCCCCCUAAGAGGAUUGAGACUGGGAUUUUCAGCCACAUCCCUCCUGAGUUGCUGUAUCACAUCCUCAAAUUUCUUUCUUCUGAGGAUCUUGUGUCUUGCACGUUGGUUUGUAGGUUCAUGAGUUUUGCUGCUUCAGACGAGUCACUGUGGCGUCGCUUAUAUUGUAUGCGGUGGGGUCUGCUGCCUCCGAAAAAGCCACGAGAAUGUGCGUGGAAGAACCUUUACAUCAAGCGUGAUGAAGAAGACAUGGCAGAGUUUGUGCGAAGCUGCCCUACUGAAUUCAAAGAAUAUUACAUCCAAAUGCAGGUGGCCAAGAGAAGCCAAGCACCUAAUCGUUCUCAGGUGAAUGAUGACCGUAUAAUUCUUGAUAAGACUCUUGCUGAUCAAGUGUCCAUUUGGAAGAGUAGCAGAGGCCUAACUGAAACAGCAGUACCCAAUCAUGCUUGCUCCGGAGAAAACUGCACUUACUAUCAAAUCGGAGAUGUAUUUGUGUGUGAGAAGACUGGGAAUGUUCAUGUCUGUGAUGAUACAUGUAAAGAUGUUAUUAUGGAUCCUACAAAUGAACUCUUGGUCUGCACCAUCUCUGGCCGAUGUUUUGAUCGAUUAAUCUCACCGGAUGAAAUGGAACCUGAUGUGGAACAACAGCAAGCCGCUGCUAACGAUGAAGCGGAGGAGCCUUUCAUGGGAUCUGGUCGUUUUGCUCGGGCAUAUUUACUUGGAUAUAACUGCGAUGAUGAGAAAGAGUUGGAGGCCGCAUUGAGGUUUUGCUGAUUUAGGUUCGUCUCUCAAUUCUAGCUUCUACAUGGUUUCGGAAUCGUUGAAAUAACAUGGUGAUGUAUUUAUAAGGGACACUUUAGCUGGUCACCUUCAAGUGUUUUCUUGUGAAGAAGAAGCUAUAUAUGUAUUUAAUGUAUCAGCCGAAAGAAUGGAUAUUCUCUCA
This is a messenger RNA of Salvia hispanica, 1494 nucleotides long. RefSeq names its product F-box family protein. Gene Ontology annotation, molecular function: protein binding. Lineage: Eukaryota; Viridiplantae; Streptophyta; Magnoliopsida; Lamiales; Lamiaceae. The record is from RefSeq and is a predicted model, not a curated record. Gene Ontology annotation, cellular component: cytoplasm.